GCAAACUUACAUUCCUGUUGUGUCAAGUUUAUAUUGAAAUAGAACAUACUUGUGCACUUUAUAAUAAAAAACACUCUAAUAUAUGCAAUCGCAUGCAUAAUAUCAAAUGGGCAGCUGUGCAUCGUUGAAUGUGGAAUAUACAGUUAUAGUCAUGACGAGGGUUUAAUAAAAGAAUAUAUACACUGAAUAGUAAAGGGACAUAUUAUUCUUAUUUUAGCAUUCAUAUUCAAAAUUAUAUCAAGUCAUCCUUCAGGAAGAUGUGUAACAACGCAGAUACAGGAUUUUAUGUCGCAAAUUUGGCGAAGUUUCAAAUAAAUGUAAUGGAAACGUUUGGAAAUUCUACAGCUCUGAUCGAUGCCCAAAGUGGGGAAAGUUAUACAUAUAGACAAGUAAUAGACCGCAUACAGAGACUUGCAGCGGGACUUCAGGAGAUAGGUUUGAGGCAAGGAGAUGUUAUAUGUGCACUGACGUUCAAUACUAUAGAAUAUCCUAUUAUAUGGUAUGCAGCAAACCUCAUCGGGGCAACUUUUCAGACGGCAUCACCGCUAUAUACAGACGAAGAACUAGAAAGACGAUUUAAAGAAUGCAGCACGAAAUUUCUUGUGACAACUCCAAAACAGGCGAACAGAAUUUCAACUAUGAUCCAAAAUAUAAAACUUCGUUCGUUUUCGUUUUCGAAACCCAACAUUUUAUCAACAAUGAUUGUGAUAGGCAAGAGCAAUACGCACGUGCAAUACGAAAGCUUAUUUACAAGUAAAAGAGUAACCAAGCCCGCGGACUGUAAUCCAUUGACGACUACAGCUAUAUUAUUGUCAUCAAGUGGAACGACGGGAUUGCCGAAAUUUGUUCAACUUUCACAUGUCAACAUCAUUUCAAAUAUGAUCCAUCUAAGAGAGAGUUUGAAACAGAAACCUGGCACGUGCACAGUUCUGUCACUUCCAGUGUUUCAUCAUUUUGGUGUUCACACAGCGCUUGGAACUGGGCUUUUCAUAGGUCUGAAAAUUGUAGUCAUGGAUAGAUUUGAGACAGGGCGAUAUCUGUCUCUUAUACAAAAAUAUCAGGCCAAAUUUCUACAAAUUGUUCCAACGAUGGCGGCCAGAUUAAUCAAGUUUCCAGAGAGGUCAAAGUAUGAUACCUCUAGCGUCAAAUUUAUAAUGACAGCGGCUGCACCACUGGGAGUCGGAAUAGAGAAACAUUUAAAAGAGAUGUUUAAUCUGAAAUUCAUAGGACAAGGGUAUGGUCUUACAGAAACCGGAUUCAAUGCCGGUAAUACAUUUCAACAUCACAAGUACGGAUCAAGUGGAGUGGUACCAGAAGGUGUUCUUGUUAAGAUUGUUGAUAUUGACACUGGAGAAAAGCUUUCAGAAGGAAGACGUGGUGAAAUUCAUGUAGGAGGUCCACAGAUUACGAUUGGUUACCUAAACAACCCAGAGGCCGACAAGGUUUCGUUUGAUAAAGAUGGCUAUUUUAAGACUGGAGAUAUUGGAUAUAUGGACAGCGAGGGGUUCCUCUUUAUCGUGGACAGGAUCAAAGAGUUGAUAAAAUUUCAAGGAAUGCAGGUAGCCCCCGCUUACCUGGAGGACAUUCUGGUCAAACAUACUGCAAUUGCUGACGCUGCAGUUAUUGGUAUACCAGACACGGAUGCAGGCGAACUCCCGAAAGCUUUUGUAGUUAAACAACCUGGUGCGAAUAUCACAGUAGAGGAAGUUAUACAAUACACCGCAGGUCAUGUCGCCCCUCAUAUGAGGCUACGUGGAGGGGUUGAGUUCAUUUCUGAAGUUCCAAGAAAUCCCUCUGGGAAAAUACUUCGUCGUUUUCUUCGAGAUGGGAGCAACAAAUCUAAAUUAUAAACCGUAUUAAAACAUCUCUAUAGAUAGGUGUUUGAAUUGAAAACAGAUUCGCUGUUAGAUUUAUUACUUAGAAUGAUUACAAUAAAGCUGACAGUGCCGCGUCUAUUACUUUUCAAUGUGGCAUGAAUUCAUUUGUUCAAUCUGUGUAGUACAACGAAUGAUGGAUAAAAAAACAAAGUACAUAAUAAGUAUGAAAACUCAUGAUGAAACCAUGAAAAUCGUGAUAAAACGCGGUAAAAAAGAGGGUUCAUAUUAAAUUAUUAACCUACAUGUAUUGUAUUUAAUCAUAUUGAAUUUUACCUAAAUAAAGCACUAACAUACAAAAUCUUCAAAACCUUUUUACCGUAUUAUUACGGUGUCACACUACGAUGAUUAAUCGGCAAUGAAUUAAUUCUUUGCAGUCAAGAUUCUAAUCGUAUACAGUUUAGACUUUUCUAGAUUUUGCUGUUCAGUUUCCCGCACAUUGCAAUAAAGAUUCUAAUAAUAUAUUUUGCAGUUCAGUUUCCCGCACAUUGCAGUAAAGAUUCUAAUCAUAUAUUUUGCUGUUCAGUUUCCCGCACAUUGCAGUAAAGAUUCUAAUAAUAUAUUUUGCUGUUCAGUUUCCCGCACAUUGCAGUAAAGAUUCUAAUAAUAUAUUUUGCUGUUCAGUUUCCCGCACAUUGCAGUAAAGAUUCUAAUAAUAUAUUUUGAUGUUCAGUUUCACAUACUUUGAAGUAAAGUUUCUAAUCAUAUAUUUUGAUGUUCAGUUUCACACACUUUGCAGUUAAGAUUCUAAUCAUAUAUUUUGAUGUUCAGUUUCACACACUUUGCAGUAAAGAUUCUUAUCAUUCAUAGUUUGGAGUUUUUUAUAUUUUAAUGUUCACUUUCCCAACCGGUGUUAUGACAAGAUUGAGCAAUACAUAUAACUAUGAUUUUGAAUGGCUACAUGUAGCUGGACUUACAUUAGUAUAAAAAUUAUUUGGAAGUACAACUCCAGCAGUCUGCACCAUCCACAAGGCCCAAAAAGGGGAGAAAUAAUGAAUAUUAAAUGAAAUGACAAGAUGAUAAUUGCACCAAAGUCCUGUGGAUCAUCCCAGAACACUAGAGUCGCAAUCCAAAGACCUUUAAAUAUAGAGAC
This is a messenger RNA of Mercenaria mercenaria, 2967 nucleotides long. RefSeq lists its product as uncharacterized. Bases 258 to 1850 code for a protein of 530 amino acids. The record is from RefSeq and is a predicted model, not a curated record. NCBI's taxonomy places the organism in Eukaryota, Metazoa, Mollusca, Bivalvia, Venerida, Veneridae. Gene Ontology annotation, molecular function: CoA-ligase activity. The transcript has 11 exons.